Messenger RNA from Pelobates cultripes (western spadefoot toad), 573 nucleotides. Lineage: Eukaryota; Metazoa; Chordata; Amphibia; Anura; Pelobatidae. The record is from the annotation of a GenBank genome assembly.
AUGCCCGAUACACCUGUCGUCCUGACCCCUGGGGCCGUGGCCUCUCCUUACCACCUCAUCGAGUACAAGACCAGCUGCCACUCCUCCAUGACCAACAGCACUCCCACCGCCUCUCCCGCCUGCUGCAGAGCCUGCCAUGCCAGUGGAUCUCCUGGUCGCCUUAGAUGUCCUGCACACACGACCCGACUGGACAGCAGCAUGCGCCAACCUGGAUUUGUGAGCCGAACCUGCACCCGCAUCCGUACGAUCCCAUUCAAUACCCGAAUGGUCCUUCCAUGCACGGCCCGAACGUUCGGCAGAUUUCUGUCGUACCUGUGCGCACCCAUCACAUUUGCUGGAACCAGCAUUCACCUGUUUGCGGCCAGAACGUUGGACACAUUCCACAUUUGCCUGCUCACGGCCCGCAGGUUUCGCCAAUUCCAGCCGUCACCUGUUCGCGGCCCGAACAUCCUCUUGCUUCUGAAGUGCUUGGUCAUGGCCCGAACAUUCACCUACCUCCCCACGCGCCUGUUCGCGGCCCGACUGUCCACCACUUUCCGCCAAUGCCUGUUCGUGGCCCGAACGUCCAGGUAA